Colias croceus (clouded yellow) is the source of this 732-nucleotide messenger RNA. RefSeq names its product 60S ribosomal protein L11 (gene RpL11). The transcript is spliced from 5 exons. Gene Ontology annotation, biological process: translation. The record is from RefSeq and is a predicted model, not a curated record. Gene Ontology annotation, cellular component: cytosolic large ribosomal subunit; ribosome. The coding region runs from base 112 to 702 and encodes 196 amino acids. NCBI's taxonomy places the organism in Eukaryota, Metazoa, Arthropoda, Insecta, Lepidoptera, Pieridae. Gene Ontology annotation, molecular function: RNA binding; structural constituent of ribosome.
GCUUAAAGUUUCUGAAUGUUUCUGAACGAUCUUUAUUUGACAGUUGUCUAUAGACCAAAUGUUUAUGGUUAAUAAUUUUUGACGUUUUACUUCUUUUUAAAAGUUGUGAUCAUGGCGCGCUUACCCGUACCCGCGCUCCCACCCAAAAAGAGCAAGAAGGACAAAAGGCCUCCUAAAGACAACUCUAAAAAUGUUAUGCGAAAUCUGCAUAUCAGAAAAUUGUGUUUAAACAUCUGUGUUGGAGAAUCUGGUGACAGACUGACACGUGCUGCAAAGGUGUUGGAACAGCUGACUGGUCAACAGCCCGUCUUCUCGAAGGCUCGCUACACUGUGCGAUCCUUUGGUAUCCGUCGUAAUGAAAAAAUUGCUGUGCACUGCACUGUACGUGGUGCCAAGGCUGAAGAAAUCCUCGAGAGGGGAUUAAAAGUCAGAGAAUACGAGUUGAGACGUGACAACUUCUCAGCCACAGGAAACUUUGGUUUCGGUAUUCAAGAACACAUUGACUUGGGUAUCAAGUACGAUCCUUCUAUUGGUAUCUAUGGUCUCGACUUCUAUGUUGUCCUUGGCCGUCCAGGUUUCAACGUAGCUCACAGGAGGAGAAAAACCGGCAAGGUUGGUUUCCCUCACCGCCUGACAAAGGAAGACGCCAUGAAGUGGUUCCAACAGAAAUACGAUGGUAUCAUCCUUAACAGCAAGAAGUAAAUCAUAAGUUAUUAAAAAAAUUUAAAAGGA